Babesia bigemina is the source of this 762-nucleotide messenger RNA. RefSeq lists its product as hypothetical. The transcript has a single exon. The record is from RefSeq and is a predicted model, not a curated record. Bases 1 to 762 code for a protein of 253 amino acids. Lineage: Eukaryota; Apicomplexa; Aconoidasida; Piroplasmida; Babesiidae.
AUGGUAUACACUUCGUUGACUGCCAUUCCCCGCAACGUGAAGGAGGGUAUUGACUGGUUGGUGGCCUUGAAGGGAGAUGACCCUGCAAAGAACUUGAAGGCUAUCAGUGAGGCAGUUUACAACUUCCUCGCGGACAAGCCCGUCGGCAAGCUUGAUUUGCCAGCCCUCGAAAAAGCUAAGCUCAUUUCUAAGGGGUUCCUAAGGCGGCAGGUCCUCAACGACCAGCCAUUCGUUAAGGAGUUGCUCGGAAAGUUCAAUGGCUCCAUCCACAAGGAAUACUACAAAUACCUUAGCUUCGUGUAUGAUAUUGCAGAAAGCGAGUAUGAGAACAUCAUCGAAUCCAGGGGUGAGACUGCGGAAACCGUUGAAGAUAACAUAACUAAAGUGGUGCACGCAACGGAGAUGUUUUUGGAUGAUGUCAAAAACUCUGACAAGUACACGUCUGCCUACACUCCGGAAGCGACGUGGAAUGCUUCAUGCUCGAAGGAUCCGGAAGUGUGCGCCAUGGUAUUCGUCGGCAUUGCGCCAAUGCUGUACACGGGCCUGCGCUUCUUGAAAGAUACAUGCACAAGUGCUAUUCUGGAAGGAGAGCGUUCUAUGGGAGAAAAGCGCCUGGGAAGUGUACUGGAAGCACUGGGUUACAAUGAGCAGCUGAGGCGAUCCAAGAUGGGUGGUUCCGAUUUAAACAAGGCUUUGAGCGGUGUUGAUAAGGAUGUAUUGGAUAUAAUAUAUGAUUUUGCCGGAUUCUGGGCUUUCUACUGA